CGUCGUUCUCAGCGUUCCUUCAACCAGCAGCGGCGUGCUUCUAGCUUUCGAUGAGAGGCAUUGGAGGGCGACUGUUCGGCGCACAUGGACACUGCUUGAGCGCAAAAAUCACGCCGCAGAUUCCAUGUCUCAGAUCGCCGAUAUGUCUGGUGAAGCACCGAGCCGUGUCGACGAGACAUGGCGAAAAACCCCUUGAACGGAUCAUCCCCAACCCAGCGGCUUCGCACUACGAGGACAAACCCGUCUAUCCAGAGAUUCCCGUUCAAACCUGUGUCCCGUCGACACCGAUAUCGAGUUGCAAUCUUGCGAGCACGAGACCUGCGAAGCUCGCGACGCCGGAGCCUCUCAAUCAACAAGACUACAACGGGCCCAUACCCAUUGGUGACUGGGUGAGAUGGUACUUCCGUCUGGGAAAAUCCUAUCUCGCCUUCUACAAGACGGGAUUCCGGCACACCUGGCAGAACUAUAAAGAGUUGAAGAAGAUCCGAGGGAGGUUCGGAAACCGCAGGCUCGAGGACGUGGUGAAAUAUGGCGGCGGCGGCGGGGGCGCAGACCAGGCUGACGGUGCGCCAGCACCCAGUAUAACCCGAGAGGAAUACCAACUGGCUCUCCGCGCGCGACACGACCUGGGAAAACUCGUGCCCUUCGCCAUCGUGUUCGCCAUCUGCGGCGAAUUCACCCCGCUUGUCAUCCUCGCGAUCGGCUCCGCCGCGGUGCCGUACACGUGCCGCAUCCCCAAGCAGGAACAGAACGACUUCCUCCGACCGGCCCGCAUACGACCCAAGUACACAGCACAGGUGGAUCAACUACGGGGCGAAGGCGCCAGGACCGGCGCCGACCACGUACGCUGGAAGCUGGAGUUUAUCGAAGCGUACCGCUUGAACGUGAACCCCUUCCUCCGCCCCGUUCCCGUGCUAGGGUCCCUGUGGCACACAUUCUACUCCGGCCCGCGGCUGCGCAGGCACUGCGAAGAAGUGCUCUGCGACACCAUCCUCAUACGGCGCGAAGGCGGGUUCGACAGACUCCCGCCGCGCGAGGUGUUCCAGUGGAGUCUCAAGCACGGGUCGCGGAGCCUGACGGAGUACAUGGAUAACCAGCGACGCCGGGGCUUGCUCGUGGACCCAGAGUCGCCAGAGUUGAAGGAGAUGCUGCUGCCCGUGGUCGAGGCAGAGGCGGAUUACAUACUCGGGGUAGACUGGAGACGGCUCAGCCCAGAGAAUCACUGGCUCUCGGUUUUCAGGCCGACGUCUGUGGCGCCCGAUGAUCGGCACUCUACAGAGCGGUAAGGCUGCCCCUGCGCUCAUGGUAUAUACAGGAGAGAGGGAUAUCGAGGCAAUCUCUCAGCUCAUUUUGUCACCCUAGACGGUGGAUUCUUGCCCUUCAAUAAAUCUCGGAUUUUCUCUUUGUC
Molecule: messenger RNA, 1408 nt
Organism: Cladophialophora immunda
Lineage: Eukaryota; Fungi; Ascomycota; Eurotiomycetes; Chaetothyriales; Herpotrichiellaceae
Exons: 1
Coding region: 51-1286 (411 amino acids)
Source: RefSeq, a predicted model, not a curated record